UACUUCCGGUGACAGUAUGUACCGAAGCAACAAUCCAGACGCGCCGGGCCACCACAUGGAUAGCCACACGAGAGUAACGUACCGGAGGAACGCGGGGUUCCUGGAGAGAAUCGGACAGAGUCUGAUCGGUAUUCUAGUGGGAAUCGGACUUCUGAUUGGGGCAUCUGUUCUGUUGUUCUGGAAUGAGGGACGAGCUGUAAAAACUGCUAAGUCUCUGGAUGAGGGAUUGAGUAAAGUUCUUGUUAUGGAUAAUAUCUUUGGGAUUGAUACAAACAAUGUUGGAUCACUGGUUUACCUAACGGGAGAGCUAUCGACUGGCAAGAAACCAUUGGUAGAUGAUCUACAUCAUGUGACUGUGAAUGCUGUCAAACUCCAGAGGACCGUGGAAAUGUACCAGUGGGUGGAAACAGAAACUAAAAGAGAAUACAACGAGGGUGGACAAACCAGAACAGAGACCACGUACUCCUAUGAUUUGGAGUGGAGGUCAAAUGUCAUCAACAGUGACUCCUUUGACAACCCUGUUGGUCACAAAAAUCCAAGGGUGUUUCCCGUGGAGUCAAAGUCCCAGGUAGCCAAACCUGUCCAUGUGGGAAUCUACCACCUGUCUGAUGGUCUCAUCGACCAGAUAAACGAGUUUCAUCCGAUUCCGUCAGACCUACUUCCUGUUCCACAUGGCGGCUACUCACUACACAAUGGAAUGUACUACAUGUCCCAGAAUCCCAACUCACCUCAGGCUGGAGACAUCAGAGUCAGCUACACAUAUGCUGGUCUGAGUGGGGAAUCAGUGCUAGGGAAACCUGAGGUGGUGAGCGUCAUAGGUAAGCUGUCAGGUAACACCAUCGUGAGUUACGAGUCGGAUCAUGGAUACCACCUGUUGUUUCUGUACAUGGGGAGACACUCACCAGAGGCGAUGUUUGCUAAAGAGCAACAGAAGAACACGAUGAUCUCGUGGGCCGUGAGACUUGGGGGAUGGCUGCUGAUGUUUAUAGGAUUUGGCUGUUUAACAAGCAUCAUCAGGACCCUGGUUGAUUGGCUACCUAUUGUGCGUGAACUGGUAGCCAUUGGUGUCAACAUGAUGAACCUUGCCCUCUCCAUAAGCCUCUCUCUAACAGUGAUUGCCAUUGGAUGGAUCGCUUAUCGUCCCUUGAUGGGAAUCGCCAUUUUAGCCAUGGCGGCAACACCUUUCUUUAUGGCAAAAUAUAGAUCUAGAGGGGCACACGGACAUAGGUCUUAUGAGUAGUUAAAAUUAGUUUCUCUAGAUUAUUUUUUUACCCACCUUAAAUGUCUUUCAUGUUGUUCUUGGGUAGUUAUAUAAUUUGAGCUCUGUCUCCUGUAUAAUUUGGAGACAAUUCUCUGUUUUACAAUUUCCACGUGGUAUGAUAGAUUAGCAGAAUUGAUUUAGUAAACGAUUUACAAUUUUGUAGCUUUUGUGUUAUUGUUUCUGUCUUCCAUUAUAACUACACAACGACUCUUCUGUAUGUUUUUAUGUUAAUGCAAUACCAAUCAACCCUAUGGAAAGAAAAAGUCAUGUACAUGCGUUACAAAACAGUCAUAUCUAAAUUAAAGUUCAUUUUAAUGCAACAUCAAUCGACCCUAUCUAAAGGAAAGUUCGUUUUAGAUAAUAACACUUUCAAGAAAGAAUUUAUGAUUCUGUACUUUAUGUUCUGCGAUGACAAUUCCAUUACGUAUAGUUGAAUCCUUCUUACAAAAUACUAAAUUUGUGUAGAUUUGUUAAAGUAAAAUAAAUAUAGAAAGCAACAUAUUGUGGAAAAAAAAUUCGUGGGAAAACAUUAUGCCUGUUAUAUUUACAAACUGUUCAGAAUUCUUACAGAUAUUUAUUUGUGUUUCAAAAUACCAUGCAUAACCAUGUUGUUCAUUAGAAUAUAUUUUCUUUUGUUUGUAUAUUUACAUAAGUAAUUAGUUUCCUUCUUUAAGAUGUUGUUUAUUUUAUUUCAAUUAAAUUAAUUGAAAAAAGCAA
Molecule: messenger RNA, 1978 nt
Organism: Magallana angulata
Lineage: Eukaryota; Metazoa; Mollusca; Bivalvia; Ostreida; Ostreidae
Product: transmembrane protein 43-like
Exons: 13
Coding region: 17-1240 (407 amino acids)
Biological process (GO): nuclear membrane organization
Cellular component (GO): nuclear inner membrane
Source: RefSeq, a predicted model, not a curated record